AUGUGUGUUCCUGCUUCUUCUGUGCCUUCUGAAUCUGUAUUCUCUAAAGCUAAUUAUAUAUUUUCCGAAAGAAGACAAUCAAUGCUAAAUAGUACAUUAAGAGAUUGUGUCUUAUUGUAUUGCAACAAAUCUUUAUUUACAAAUGCCAACAACAAAUAA
Molecule: messenger RNA, 159 nt
Organism: Heterostelium album PN500
Lineage: Eukaryota; Evosea; Eumycetozoa; Acytosteliales; Acytosteliaceae
Exons: 1
Coding region: 1-159 (52 amino acids)
Molecular function (GO): protein dimerization activity
Source: RefSeq, a predicted model, not a curated record